Molecule: messenger RNA, 1404 nt
Organism: Caenorhabditis briggsae
Lineage: Eukaryota; Metazoa; Nematoda; Chromadorea; Rhabditida; Rhabditidae
Gene: Cbr-nol-5
Product: Protein CBR-NOL-5
Exons: 7
Coding region: 1-1404 (467 amino acids)
Cellular component (GO): small-subunit processome; box C/D methylation guide snoRNP complex
Molecular function (GO): snoRNA binding
Source: RefSeq, a predicted model, not a curated record
AUGCUCGUCCUGUUCGAGGUGGCGGCCGGUUAUGCGGUAUUCAAGCUCAGCAAUGAGAAGAAGUUGAAGAAUGUUGAUAACAUUUGGGAGGAAUUCAAUACCGCCGAGAAGGCUCAAGAAAACUUGCAAUUGGUCUCUUUCAAAAAGUUCAAGACCACAGCUGGAGCUAAACUCUUGAAGUCCAGUGUUGAUGAGACUGAGAAGUUGGCUGUUGGAGAUGCUAAGCUUGGAAACCUCAUCAAGGAGAAAAUGUCGUUGAACUGUGUUCAUGACAGCUCAAUCAACGAGUUGAUGAGAGGAGUACGUGCUCACAUUGAAGACUUGCUUGCUGAGCACAAGGAAGAGAUGAACGCAAUGAAUCUCGCAGUGGCUCACUCACUUGCCCGUUAUAAGGUGAAGUUCAAUCCGGAGAAAAUCGACACCAUGAUCGUUCAAGCCGUUUCUCUUCUCGAUGAUCUCGAUAAAGAGCUCAACAACUACGUGAUGCGCACCAGAGAGUGGUAUGGAUGGCAUUUCCCAGAACUCGGAAAGACCAUCCAAGAUCAUCAAGCUUAUGCUAAGAUCGUUAAAGCCAUUGGAAUGCGUCAAAACUGCAUCAACACCGAUUUGUCGUCGAUUCUUCCAGAAGAGCUAGAGACCAAGGUUAAGGAAGACGCUGAGAUCUCUAUGGGAACCGACAUUUCUGACAUCGAUCUCAUUCAUAUCAAGGGACUUUGCGAGCAGGUUAUCGAGCUCUCACAAUAUCGUGCUCAACUCUUCGACUACCUCAAAAAUCGAAUGACUGCUCUCGCUCCAAAUCUCACUGUUCUUCUCGGAGAGCUCGUUGGAGCUCGUCUGAUCUCUCAUGCCGGAUCUCUCGUUUCGUUGGCUAAAGCACCAGCAUCUACAAUUCAGAUUCUCGGAGCCGAGAAAGCUCUUUUCCGUGCCCUUAAGACAAAGAAAGAUACUCCAAAGUACGGAUUGAUCUAUCAUGCUCAGCUCAUCACACAGGCACCACCAAAGGUUAAGGGAAAGAUGGCCCGUAAACUUGCUGCAAAAUGCUCUCUCGCCACUCGAAUUGAUGCUCUUUCUGAUGAAACAGCAAAUAACGAAAUUGGAAUUGAAUGCCGUGCUGCACUUGAGAAUGUUCUCAGAACAGAAUCGGAGCGUGGACCAUCGAAGAAGCAAAACUUCGGAUCUCAUAGACACGACAAGUACGAAUUCAAGAGCGAGACGUACGAGUACGAUGCAGCUGCUGAUACCCCAGCCAGCCGUAAACACAAGCGGUUUGAUGAUAAUGAAGAGAGCACGAAAGGCAUCAAGAAGAUGAAGAUCGAAGAAGUUGAAGAAGACGAUGCGUCGGAAAAGAAAAAGAAGAAGAAGGCAAAGAAAGAAAAGAAGGAAUCCGAUUCCGAUGAGGAAUGA